AUGAAUGAAGGGACCCGGGGGUCUGGCCCACUGCCAACCUCCGCUCUGAACUCCGCGCCUCCCCAUGGGCCGAGAGCGCCUACGGGUCCGUGUGCUGGGCUGGCUCCGGAUCGCUUCAGCCGCAAGUGCGCGUCCGGGCGGCCCGGGGGCGGCGGAGCUCCGGCCAGCCAAGGUACGGGGGGGCGAGGGGUGAGCCCUGCGGGUUCUCGCCCCUUACACCAUCUCCGUCUCAGGUUUGUCUUGCCACCUAAAGCACUUCGCAGCGUGACGAGGCGUCCCUUAACCGGAUGGGGGGGCGGGGGGCCGCAAAGGCUGUGCCCACUCCAUCCGCCCGCAUUGGGGGACGGCUUUAGGGCGAUAUUAGCAAGUGGGCUGUCUCUCAGCUGGUCCCCAAGGGGUAGAGCCUUGUGUGCGAAAGGGGUGGGGAUGUGGUUCCUUCUCGCGGAGAUUUAUUAUUAUUGGGUGGAGGAGCGGGGAGGGGGAGUCUGCAGAGCAGACAAAAUGCGAAGCCCUCCCCGCGAGUGUGUCUGUGCGGGAGGCGGGCAGAGCAUGCUCUCCACGCAGCAGUUCCCUGCGCUGCCUGCGGAGGAGGAGCGCUACCGGCAGGUCCUCUCCGCCAGCCGGGUCUUAGGAACAGAUGAGGAUAAUAUGGGGGAUGGUUGCUCUCAGAAACUGGCUUCUGCCAAGUUCCUUCGACUUUUGCUCCUGAUACUGAUUCCAUGCAUCUGUGCCCUUAUUCUUUUGCUGGUGAUCCUGCUUACCUUUGUAGGAGUAUUAGAAAAAACAUGCUUUUAUUCAAAUGGAAGUGAGGGCCUCACAGCUAAUGGUGACUUUGAAACGUCUCAAGAUCUUUUGCCAAAUAUGGUUGAAAAUAGUUCCAAGACUGAUCCCACAGUGGAUUACAGCACACAGCCCUCUUCCUGGACCACCAUGCCUUUAUCCCACAUUGACCAAAUGAACAAGAACUCAAAUACACUUAGGGAGUCUUUCCAGGAAAAUUCCUUUGGUCCCCCAAGUCAAGCCACAGUGCUCAGUCAUCAGCCUGCCUCUGACGCUGCUUUGGCAGAAGGCUCUGACGACAACACCCAGCUGUUUGCCACUGCAGAGGAGGAGAUGUUGUGGUCUACAGAUGCUUCUUUUAACAACACAGAGAGGAUGACCACUCUGCCGCUAUUAAGUCCUACCCAUCCAUCUGUGUCACAAAAAAUGGAUCAGAAAAAAAGUGCCUGCAGAAAUAUCACCAACAGCCAGUGCCAAAUGCUGCCAUAUAACUACACCACUGUAACUUCAGUUCUUUCCAUUGUCAAGAGUAUUGAAAUGGAAAAGUUCCUGAAGUUCUUCAGUUACCUCAAUCGUCUCAACUGCUAUCAACACAUCAUGCUGUUUGGCUGUAGUCUCGCUCUUCCUGAAUGCAUCAGUGACAGUGAUGACAGUCGAGACCUCUUGCCCUGCAGGACAUUUUGUGAGGCAGCAAAAGAAGGCUGUGAACCGGUUCUGGGUAUGGUAAAUGCUUCUUGGCCAGACUUCUUGAAGUGCUCUCAAUUCCAAAACAAAACUGAGAAUGACACCACUACAAGGGUAUGCUUCUCACCACACCAAGAAAAAGGAAAGCAGUCACUGUGUGGAGGCGAGGACAGUUUCUUGUGUGCCAGUGGGAUCUGCAUCCCUGGGAAACUGCAGUGUAAUGGCUACAACGACUGUGAUGAUUGGAGUGAUGAGGUCCAUUGUAACUGCAGUAAUGAUGUAUUUCGUUGCAACACGGGAAAAUGCCUCAAUUAUACCUUUGUUUGUGAUGGAUACGAUGACUGUGGAGACCUUAGUGAUGAACAAAAUUGUGAUUGUAAUCCAGUGACACAUCACCAGUGUGGAGAGGGAAGAUGUAUAACAGCUGAUUGGGUAUGUGAUGGUGACCAUGACUGUAUAGACAAAUCAGAUGAGAUCAAUUGCUCAUGUCAUAGUCAGGGUCUGGUGGAGUGCAGAAAUGGGCAGUGCAUUCCCAGUGCAUUCCAGUGUGAUGGAGAUAAUGAUUGUAAAGAUGGAAGUGAUGAAGAAAACUGCAGUGAAAAUCAAACCCUCUGUGAGGAUGGAGACCAGAGGUGCUCUUCCUGCCCUGAUCCCUGUGGAGCUUCUCCCUGUGAGAUGAGAAACAGCCAGGCAAACUGCAGUCAGUGUGAACCAAUUACUCUGGAACUUUGUAUGAACUUGCCUUACAACUAUACUUACUACCCAAACUACCUGGGCCACAGGACACAGAAGGAAGCCUCUAUCAGCUGGGAGUCUUCCCUUUUCCCAGCUUUGGUUCAGACCAACUGCUACAAGUACCUGAUGUUUUUUGCCUGUACAAUCUUAGUACCAAAAUGUGACCCCCAUACAAAUCAGCGGAUCCCACCUUGCAGGACAUUAUGUGUACAAUCUAAGGAACGCUGUGAGGCUGUGCUUGGGAUUGUAGGUCUGCAGUGGCCAGAAGAUACAGACUGCACUCAGUUUCCAGAUGAGAACUUGGACAACCAAACUUGUCUAACACCAGAUGAGGAUGUAGAAGAAUGCUCACCCAGUCACUUCAAGUGCCGCUCUGGGAGGUGUGUCCUGGCCUCCAGAAGAUGUGAUGGUCAAGCUGACUGUGAGGAUGACAGUGAUGAGGACAGCUGUGGCUGUAGAGAAAGGGGUCUUUGGGAGUGUCCUUUGAAGAAGCUGUGCAUUAAACACACUAUGAUCUGUGAUGGUUUCCCAGACUGCCCUGACAUGAUGGAUGAAAAGAAUUGCUCAUUUUGUGGAGAGAGUGAACUUGAAUGUGCCAACCAUGAAUGUGUGCCACGAGAACUCUGGUGUGAUGGGCAGUCAGACUGUAGUGACAGCUCAGAUGAAUGGGACUGUGUUACACUGUCUAACAACACAAAUUCCUUGAUGCUCCUGACUGUUCACAGGUCAGCUGCUGAUAACCAUGUUUGUGCUGAUGAGUGGCAAGAAAACUUAAGCCAACUGGCCUGCAAUCAGAUGGGUUUAGGAGGACCAUCCAAAACAGAAAUUGUAAUAGAGAAUGAGCAAAUGCAGGACCAAAAAUGGUUGAAUCUGCACUCAGACUGGAAGAAUAAGAAUGCAUCCACUUUACAUGCACUUCUAGUGAAUGGACAGACGUGUCAAAGCAGAAGCAAAGUGGCUCUCUUUUGCGCUAAAGAAGACUGCGGCCGCCGCCCCGCUGCCCGCAUGAGCAAGAGGAUCCUCGGGGGCAGGACCAGCCGGCCGGGCCGCUGGCCGUGGCAGUGCUCCCUGCAGAGCGAGCCCAGCGGGCACAUCUGUGGCUGCGUCCUCAUUGCCAGGAGAUGGGUGCUGACCGUAGCACACUGCUUUGAAGGGAGAGAAAAUGCAGCUGUCUGGAAAGUAGUACUUGGGAUUAGCAAUCUUGAUCAUCCAUCAAGUUUCAUGCAGACCCGACUAGUGAGGACUAUAAUCCUCCAUCCACGCUACAACAGAGCAGUUGUAGACUAUGAUAUCAGCAUUGUGGAACUAGAUGAGGAUAUCAAUGAGACAAGCUAUGUAAGACCUGUGUGCUUGCCCAGCAAGGACCAGCUGGUUCAGCCAGACACCUACUGCUACAUCACAGGCUGGGGACACAUGGGCAACAAAAUGCCUUUCAAGCUUCAAGAAGGAGAGGUUCGCAUAAUUUCCCUAGAACAAUGCCAGUCAUAUUUUGACAUGAAAAUCAUCACCAGCAGGAUGCUGUGUGCUGGCUACGAAUCUGGCACCGUGGACUCUUGCAUGGGUGACAGUGGAGGACCUCUUGUGUGCGAGCAUACUGCAGGGCGCUGGACUUUGUUUGGUUUAACAUCUUGGGGCUCUGUCUGCUUUUCCAAGGUUUUGGGACCUGGCGUUUACAGUAAUGUGUCACAUUUUAUUGAGUGGAUUGAAAGACAAAUAUACAUCCAUACCUUUCUGCUAAACUAA
Messenger RNA from Cinclus cinclus, 3942 nucleotides. RefSeq names its product corin, serine peptidase (gene CORIN). Gene Ontology annotation, molecular function: serine-type endopeptidase activity; protein binding. The record is from RefSeq and is a predicted model, not a curated record. Lineage: Eukaryota; Metazoa; Chordata; Aves; Passeriformes; Cinclidae. Gene Ontology annotation, cellular component: membrane. Gene Ontology annotation, biological process: proteolysis; acrosome reaction.